AUGAAUAAAUAUUUUCAAAUAUUUGGAAUUUACUUACCAUUAAAACUAACACGAAAUUGGCUAUAUAUAACUACUACUAUAUUAUCUUCCAUUUUCAUAAUUUUACCAAUAAGUUUUAUUACAUAUAAUAAAUAUUAUAAUACUUUAAUUCCUAUAUCAAAUUCACCUUUUAUUAAUUUGAAAUUUAAUGAAAUACAUAAUAAUAAUAUUUUUGAUAAUUACAAUCAGGAAAAUGACAAUAUUUUAAUUUCAAAUUUAAUAAGUACUUCAAAUUUUGAAAAUUUUAAAUUUGAUGAUAAAUCUCCAUAUAUUUUCAAAAUAAAAUUGAACUUAUACUGUUCAAAAAAUUUACAACAUACAAAAUGUAUAAAUAAAAUAGACUAUAUUUUCAAUUCAACUUUGAAAAAUUCAUUUAUAUUAGAUUGUGAUCCAGUUUCCGUUUAUUCAAAUAAGAAUCAAUUUAUUCCAUAUGGUUUUAAAAAUUAUAUACCUUCAAAUAUAAUAAACUUUCAAAAAAAUAAUGAAAUUGAAUUAGAUAUUUUCGAGAUAAUGGGUGAUAAGUUAAAUCAAGAAAACAAUAAAAUUUUAAAUCUAGUUGGAACCAGUACGGAAUUUGAUUACAAUAAAUUAUUAUUAAAUAAUAUUCAAAAUUAUAUAAUAGAUGAUAAUGAAAGUUUCGCAUGGUUUGAAAUAAAAUGGACUGGAUUUAGAUAUUACUUGGUUAAAUAUUAUUAUUUCUUUUACGUGUUAGGAACAUUAAUAUUUUGGAUUAUAAGUAGUACAACUUCAGUACUCAUUGGGUAUGCUAUGUUAUGGAAAACUAUUUCAAAGAUUCAAAGAAAAAAUGAAAAAAGAUUACCUAAAAUCAAACAAGAACGUAUUUAG
This is a messenger RNA of Lodderomyces jiufengensis, 885 nucleotides long. RefSeq lists its product as uncharacterized. The record is from RefSeq and is a predicted model, not a curated record. Lineage: Eukaryota; Fungi; Ascomycota; Pichiomycetes; Serinales; Debaryomycetaceae. Bases 1 to 885 code for a protein of 294 amino acids. The transcript has a single exon.